AUGCACUACACCAGCCAGACACAACAGCAGCAAAACCCCCAUCAGGCAAAGCGACGGUCACGAAGGAGCGGAGAAAACAACUGGACGCUCUGGUCGAAAUGGACGCUCGUGACUGCACUCGCGAUCACAGCCGCAGCAUACGCAGCUCUCUGGCGAUACGUCCGCCCAGCAGUACACGCACCCUCGCCGGGACCACACAAUGGACCUGCUAGGACCGAGGCGGCCCCGUUGCGCGGGGACGCUAUCUUCAGGCCCGAUCUCCACGCCUGCCCAACAAGUACCUGGUUGAUGACCCAUCCGCAUGCAUGCCCCCGUGGCCGUGUGCGGGACCCUCCGCUCUACUCUACUCUACAGUAUACCGCGAACCUGAAGGAUGGUGAACGGACUACCAGGUUGAUGACCUAUCCGCAUGCACGCCCCUGUGGCCGUGUGCAGGACCCCCCAAUCUACUCUACUCUAACCACUCUCCAUAGAUGGCCGCACCAGAGGGAAGCAGACGCUGCGCCGGAUAGAAUGGAGACUGACUCCACACACCGCCCGGACCGGGCCACACAAGUGAGACACGCCUUGGAGCAGGAGGAAGUCCUUAGGACUCGACAGGCUGACGAAGAUACAAGGGGCGCGCGAAUAGCGAGGGGGAAGACAAGUCAGUGGGAGAUGGAACACGGCCCGCUGCAUGGCGCCCGGAACGAGUCCACACGAGUCAGAGUUCAGAACAAAAGGUGCCCCCGUCACCGAAGGACUGGCACACAGUCCAAAACAUCAUACCCCCAGGGGGGACCGAUACCAGGACAGCGCCGAGCCGAACCGGAACGCGAUACGGAGGGCGUCUGCUACUCGUCAGAAGAUAUGGACGGCAUGGACAGUCACAUAAACGGAGGGGACGCGCUGCAGACUGGCAAUCCCACACCCCCCCCCUACCACCCAUCUCAGCACGGACCCCACCGAGCCCGCGAACAACACCUUUCCCACGAUUCAGCCGAGAUGGACACAGAGAAGCCUGACGACCUCGCGAACUACCUCGAGCAAGCCGGACAGGCAGCGGCGCACGAGACCCAACACCUGCCCCCGCCUAAAAAACCCAGGACAGACCGUCGCACGGACUCGGCCAGGGACAACGACAUUCUCGAAUGCCUGGCGCUCACGGUAUUCGGUGCCCCGCAGGGCCCAGAUGAUUCGGAGGACUCAGCACUCAAAUGGGGAGAACGCCUCGUCACUACUAUGAGAGACGAAGGGAGCGAGACCGCCAAGUGGUUCAGAGCUCUCUGCGGGAACCCCAGCGCGCGAGGCAACCAGACUACGGUGCGCAUGGCCUUCACCACGACGGCUAUAAUGAAGAACCAAGCCACUCUCGACAACCUGCGCCGUUUUAACACCGAACUCCACAGCAAGGGCGCCCACUCGUACUACGCGAACGGUGGAUCGGGAGGAGACAGGCGGAACAUGUUCAGGGUCGCGUUCAUCCCGGGUGACACCGGGCCUCAAACUCCUCCAGCGGACUUCCACAAGGCAGUGCAAGCGACGCUCAAGGCACGAGGCAUGAGAUGCCAAGCGACAUGGCCGGCUUCAUCGCUGGGCACGGACACAGCGGCUAAUGGUACUUUCACAUACCCCCCCGAGAUCGACGCCGCAGUCAAACUCAACCCGUUCAAACCUGCUAUAGUGCCGUGGUCCUUCACCGUGGAGCAUCAUCAAGGCCACAUUCCCACGACCUGUCCGACGUCCAUUGUGCUCAAGAACGUCGCGGACCUCGAGGACGAGAGCCUCGAAGAGUGGGUGGAAGACGCCCGCCAUGAAUACGCGGAGAAAUUCCCUAAUCGAGAGGGCUAUGCCAUCAAGAUGUACCGUUACAAGUCGGACACGGUGGCCGUGAUAACCACCAACUCGAUGGAGUUCUCAAAGUUCUUGUGUAUGUUCCAAGCCCCCGCAGGCGUAGACACACCCCUGUUCCUGUGGCGGUUCAACCACAACAACCUACGGACGAAGGAGGAAAUGGAGACUGCCGCAAACCGCCGUAACAACGGCCGCGUGGCAUCAGUGGUCGACAACACUGCGCAACUUGUGGGGGCGACGGAGGGCAUUACGGCUAUGGUCAAAACAGUGCACGAAGAGAUGAGCGAAGACCGUCGCAUGUUCCGUCAAGAGAUGAGGGAGGUCAGGGAGCAGAUGUCGGCACAUCAGAACCAGAUUAUGGCUCUGCAGACACAGGCGAUUCAGGACAAGCAAGCGACGCAGCGCAGCCUCGUGGCGCUCACCCUCAUGCAGCCGCUCCACGCCCAACUCGAUCGUCUGAAGGCCGACAUAGAUCGCAUUGAGGAGCGCGUCGAAGAAGGACAAGGCACGCCAGCUAUGCAGGCACGCCUACAGAAGAAGCAAAUGGAAGCAGGAAAGAUUGAAGCGCAAAUCGCCGAACACACCAAGACAGUAAAGGACAGCUGGCUCGAGAACACAUCGACCCAAGCGCCGGCCGGCAUCGAACUCGAACCCCUCCUCACCACGGACGAUGCACGGGCGGCGAUCGCCGGUGAACAGAUGAAUCUCGACACGCCGGAACCGGGCAACGCCGAUCAAUGGCCAAGGAUCGAACACGUAAGCAAACCGCGGCCAGACAUAACUGAUCUUGCAGAUCGACGACUGAAAUUUACACGUUUGGACGCGGCUACCUCCGAUAACCCUGACAUCACAAUCUUUGUACUCAUUUUCAUUCUCGCUACCGCAACACAUAAAACAUACAUAGCCCGAUUAUGCAUACUUCUGUACAUGGUCGAAUGCGUCAAGGCAACAGGAGGACAGCCAGUCGCCCUGCACUUGAACACAAAUGGCAUGGGAUCAUCCACGAAGAUCACACAGAUCAUUGCUCUGAUUCGGUCCCUAACCCCGAUGGUCUGGGCAUUGACGGAAGCGCAGACGUGCCGAGGACCGGAUGCCAUACUCCAAACGGCGAUGACCCCCCGAUACAGAACAUACUGGACACAAGGGACUGAAGGCAAAAAGGGCAUCGUCGUCGGCCUGGACAAACGUUUACACGCAUUGGUUGUGCCCACCAAAGACUGCUGGAGAGAUAACAUUCUCACCGUGGACAUCCGCAGGAACUCCACGAUGCCGCACGACACUCGGCUCAUCGUUAUCUAUGCCCCGCAAUUGUCAGACCCAAGGCUGAAAGACUUCUGGGGGGAACUCCAAGAUCUGACAAACGAUUGCCACAGAUGGAUGAUCCUGGGGGACUUCAAUGCGCUUUGUGACGCGAGAGAGGCCUGUGACGGUCACGCCGGAGCAAACGGCUGCCCACCUUACCGUGAUUUUCUGCAGAAGACCGCGGGACGCGACCUGUGGACGGAGCGCCAACAUAUUGACCUGGCCCAGGAAUAUACGUGGGCGAACGCGACGUCGAGAUCGAUAAUCGACAGGGCGACGGUCUCCUGGCCAACCCCCACAUGUGACAUUCAGACGGUGAGCACUCCACGAACUGACUCGGACCAUAGACCGAUACGAGUGGAGGGCUGGAUGCCCUCCCCUGGCAACACACCCCUCUUGCGUCGCCGCCCCCUCAAACCCUCUUACACAGACGCGAGAAACGACGCGUUCAGAGAAUUGAUGGAAAACGCCUUCGACAAUCCAAUCACGGAGAUAACAGAAGACACUCAGUUCGACAACCGCUACGAAACGUUUGAUAAAACGCUGAGCGCAGCAACACAAACAGCGUACCAAUGGGUGAAUCUGCAGCACAAACAGAAGACAAUUCAGAUCCACAUCCAGCGACUCAUCUUUAAAAUGAGGACCUUGCGGACGGCGGCGAGACUGGGCCCGACCAACGCAAGUGGAGAGGGGCGACGCGACUGGACAGCUCAACAGACCCGGUGGACGAGACAACUCCAGGGCGAAACGUGGGCGGAAACGGCGCGUCGACUCCGCAGACAAGCUGACGGGAUACGGAAGGAGGUUGUCCGGAGCCAGGAGAAGACAGACAGGGAUUGGUUGAACAAGAAGAAAGACGAGAUAUUACAACAACUGAGGAAGACGGGCUCGACAGCGCGCAUCUACCCAAAGCCUACGCAAGGAGUUCCGGAGGUAGUUCGGGACACAGACGGUACACAGUGGCGACAAGGCCAACCUGAAUUCGACCGCGCAUGGGAACAGCACUUUCGAAAGCUGUUCCACAGGGAAAAGGUUGUGCAAGGCCCGAAACCUUGGAUGCAAAGUCGCGUCGCCGAAGCUUUCCGACAGGCAUCCGGACAGCGACCUUUCGCAUGGCCGCAGCCAAUGACAAUAAGCGACCUUGACGGAGUGCUGCGUGCAGGGAAUCCAUCCCCGGCACCGGGCCCGGAUGGAUGGGAGAAGUGGUGCAUGGCUAGACUGGGUCGGAAGGCGAAAACCGAAGUGCUGGCACUCGCGAACUACAUCAUUACCCAUGAUUACUUCCCCCCCUAUCUCAAUACGCAUCUCCUCAUCCCGAUCCCAAAAAAGGGGGAUCCCUUUCGCCCAGACAAUUACAGGGGCAUCAUGCUGGCCAAUCACCUGGUGAGCCUGACUGCUGCGUGGACGGCCAAGCUAUUACAGCAUCAUGCAAACAAGGGUGGGUGGAUUCCCCAGACACAGGUGGCCACGCAUGUGGGUGUUGGCCCGCACUUGCUAACCAACGCGUUGCAAUUGUGGCACGCCUUGGAAUACCAACGGCGAACAAAGGUGUUCGUGAUGAAACGCGACCAGAAGAAGGGUUUUGACUAUUUGCCAUCGGACAUCAUCGAAGAUGUGGCGCGUUUCUACGGCCUACCGCAGACUCUUGUAGCUUUUGACAAGGCGAGAAAACGUCACAUUCGGGUCACACUCUGCGUGGCGGGAAGGGAGGUCGCCACGUUCGCAGUGCCGGGGAUUACUGCACAGGGAAAUGCUCUAUCUCCGAUCAUCUUUGUCCUCGCAGCGGCCAUGGGACAACACUGGAUACAGGAAAGUCAGGCCCAGAGAGAGAUGACGCUAUACAUGCACAUGGCGGCGGGGAUGGAUGAUACACUGACUUUCGCCAGAUCCUUACAAGAGUUAAAACGAAAAGUAGACUCUCUAGAAUACUUCCAAUCCCAAUACGGCAUGCAGACGGACUGGGAAAACGACGAGAAAACGACCCUCACGGUCCUCGGCAAAGACAACGGCCUAGUGCAUGAAUGCGUGAUUGCGACACGCGACGGCCCCAAAAGAAUGGUCAAACACGACUGUCUGAUCUUCCUGGGAGCGAACAUCACCGAGGGCCCACAGGCGAAGUCCCUGCAAGCACUGGUGAGAGCAGCGGUCCUACCGAUGGUAGGGGGGAGACUGACCCCACACGUGCUGAAUCAGGUCCUCAAGACUACGUUGGUGUGCAAGAUCAAAGCCAGAAUGCUAAUCCACUUCCCGCAACAACGCAACUUGAGCGGCGAGCUCGCGGGAAGACUGAAUGAAUAUUAUGGCAUGUUCUUUCCCAUAAGCCGCCGACAAUACAUGGCACCAUUGACGUCCGGGGGUUUGAAUUUUGUCGACCUCGAUGCCAUGGCUGAUGACUGGGCGAUGGGUCUGUUACAUGCGAUGAUACACUGCGACGUGCCGCCGAUUAGGCUUAUAACUAGAAAGGCGCUGGAUGGAUGGAUGGAACAGCGACGAGUGACAGACCUCGGAACGGGCAGGGCGCCGUCCGCCAAAGACCGGAAAGAUUAUCCACUGUUCAGCAGAGUUGAAGACGGUCUACGCGAAAGACACCUGACGUGGGGACCGAACAAGUACACAGACAACUUUUACCAACCGACGCUUAGACAUGUGGUUUCGGCGAACCGGACACCGGAUGCUACAAGGUUGGAAUGGAAAUGGGCCACGGACGCCAGCAGGAAGCCAGCCACUGCUGCCUUGCGACACGACGCGAAGGUGACCAUUGCAGUCACGGGGCCUGUAGAGUAUGCCACCGCUUUGUCAACCCCAUAUGCCAGUAUUGCGGAUGGAGAAGCGGCGGCGUUGCAAUGGGCGCUCGUGGCGGACAGUGAACUCAGAAGGAGGUCGGGUUUUGCAGGCAAGUCGCGUUUCAUCACGGAUCACAAAGCCCUGACUAGGUCAAUUCCUUUGACACCUAAAGAAGUGAGGUCAGGGGCUCAGAGGAACUUCUCGAGGUGGAGAGAGGCCUUCCUGAGGGACAAACCGUACCUUAGCAUUGACUUCCAGAAGGCACAUACGAAUAGUAGAACGGAAGAAGCUAUGAUGAAUGCUCGGGCUGAUCAUCUCGCAGCGGCAGCGCAUGAGCGACCGGAGAGAGUGGUAAUAGAAGGAGUGCCCGACCAUUGGACGAUGCAGAGACACGGGCUGAACAUGGCGCAUAGCUCGGUUAACACCGUGACCAGGGAGACGAGGAUCGAACUCAGUGAGGAGGUGGCCAGAAAAGAUUGGGUGUGGUACGAUAAACAUGUCGGGGCAUUGAAUAACCAGCCGACGACUUGGUUCUCACGGACGUCAACACAUUGGGCCAUCAUGACGGUGGCGCUGACAAGGGCGAGGCAAUUACCUACUCCGAAACGUCUGUGGGAGAGGGGCCUUCUUACAAAUUGGAAGAGACAGUGGAUAGGAGAAGUAGAGGGGCUCUUACAGCGACAACUGGCACGGUAUCCGGCGCUGAAACGGUGGUUGGAGACACUGUUUGAAGAUGGCCAUGGGUGGUUCCAGGGACACAACUUGUACUGGUUGGCGUUGAUUCCAGAUGACAUGCCGGAGAGGCUGUUCGAGGUUGUGGUGGAGCGCGCUUUCACCGAGUACCUCUACGCCACACCUGGCGCGCCAUGUCAAAGGCAUGAAGACAUUCGCGACUCCUCCAUCCCUGCGGAGGAGUUCGAGUUAACGGGACCGGCCCUCGCACCGACGACAUCACGCACCCCUCGACAGAAGACCUUGACGCUCAACCCGAACUCGUCGUCGACUCUCCUGUUCUCCGCUGCCCCUACCACGGCGCACAGACGGCCGAGGCGGACUAGCUCGAACCCUAUCAAGUCUGGAGCCGAUUCUGAGGGGUCUAGGGUGUACAGCCGAAAUCACUUCCUGCAAGAUGACCUCGACCAAGGGGCAACCGAGGAGGUUCACGUGCCGGAUUUCGCUCAUAUCCUGGGUUUGCAUGACCCCGGAGAGGACUCGUUCAACAUUGCGUCGAACAUGAGGAGCAGAUGGAAGAGGAAACUGUAUCUUCUCAUGGAGGAUCCGAGCAGCGGCCGGGAAGCGUUCUUCAUCCACGUCACUGUCACUGGCGCGAUUCUUUUCAGUGUUGCGCUCACGACCAUGUUGACUCUGCCGGUGUUCAACACGAACCCAGGUGCGAUCAAGGCUCUCUUCGGACUCGACACGGCGCUGGUCGUCCUCUUCACGAUCGAGUACAUCGCACGAUCUUUGGCGCACAGCGACUCAUGGUCGAUGUACUACAACUGGGUGACUUCGUUCUUCGCGAUCCUCGAUCUGCUGUCGAUUCUGCCCUAUUACAUUGAGCUGGCGCGCCAGGAUGACACAUCGACACUGUUCCGCUUCUCGAUUCUGCGUACAUUUCGUCUGCUGCGCGUGUUCCGCGCAUUCCGCUACCAAAACCAGAUGCUCCUGACAAUUGAGGUCAUGUACGUGGCAGUGAGGCGCUCCAAGGACGCCCUCAUCGCUAUCUCGUACUUCAUUGUUCUCGUGCUGGUGCUCUUCUCGACAUUGAUCUACUUCGCGGAGCGCGGAACUUGGGAUCCAACCCUGGGCGCUUUCGUCGACUCGGACGGAGAGGUAUCACCAUUCUCCAGUAUUCCGGAGACGACCUGGUUCUGCCUGGUGACCAUGAGCACGACAGGGUAUGGUGACGUGACGCCCAAGACCGCCCUCGGCAAGAUCUUGGCAGUCCCUCUGCUUUUGUUCGGCCUGCUGCUCAUUGCACUGCCCUCCUUCGUUUUGGGGCGCAACUUCGCCAUCGUGCACGAUGCCAUGGUGGCUUCUGCAAAACAUAGAAGCCCCCGCGACUCUAUUUCGGAGGCGGGGACACCGAUCCAAUCCUCGUUGACUCCCAUCGAAGAAGCGGAGAGCUCGUCUGCUCCUCUGUUGCCGUUAUCUGCGCGAUCGGCGCAGUCCAACAGCAGCAGCAGGGAUCGCUCCCCGGCGCCCGGCAGUGGGUUCCACGAUGGCCAUCCAAUGCAGAUGCCGAUGUGGGCAGGAGACGCAUCAGCAGGACGAUCAGCACCGGCCCGUGAUACUCGGGAUCUGACGAAUACGAAGCUGGCUAAGAACCAGUAUGUGCUGCUUGAGCAGAUCGAGUCUCUGAGGAAGACGAUAGACAAGCAGGGCGAAAUGCUCGAGAUCUUGACGAAGGCUCUCGUGGAGGUCAAGCAGGACAAGGGGAAGGGGAAGGCCCCUGAGUACGACCACGAGCACGACGACUGA
Molecule: messenger RNA, 8400 nt
Organism: Trichosporon asahii var. asahii CBS 2479
Lineage: Eukaryota; Fungi; Basidiomycota; Tremellomycetes; Trichosporonales; Trichosporonaceae
Exons: 6
Coding region: 1-8400 (2799 amino acids)
Biological process (GO): potassium ion transmembrane transport
Cellular component (GO): membrane
Molecular function (GO): voltage-gated potassium channel activity
Source: RefSeq, a predicted model, not a curated record